Messenger RNA from Hyaena hyaena (striped hyena), 2570 nucleotides. RefSeq names its product prion protein (gene PRNP). Gene Ontology annotation, cellular component: membrane. Gene Ontology annotation, biological process: protein homooligomerization. The record is from RefSeq and is a predicted model, not a curated record. The transcript has 3 exons. NCBI's taxonomy places the organism in Eukaryota, Metazoa, Chordata, Mammalia, Carnivora, Hyaenidae. The coding region runs from base 203 to 976 and encodes 257 amino acids.
CCGCCCCCUGCCGUCGUCCUGGGCGGUGCGCGUCGCCAGCCUCCGCGCCAGUCGCUGACAUCCGCGGUGCUGCGAGCUUCUCCCGUGCAACCGAGACAGGACUCCUGAAUAUAUUUGAAAACUGAAUCAUUUCAGCCAAGCCGAAGCAUCCAGUCAGAGGCGCAAACCCAGCUCAGCUGAGCCACAACAGAUAUAAAUCAUCAUGGUGAAAGGCCACAUAGGCGGCUGGAUCCUGGUUCUGUUUGUGGCCACGUGGAGUGACGUGGGCCUCUGCAAGAAGCGGCCAAAGCCCGGCGGAGGAUGGAACACUGGGGGAAGCCGGUACCCAGGGCAGGGCAGUCCCGGGGGCAACCGCUACCCACCCCAGGGCGGGGGCAGCUGGGGUCAGCCCCACGGGGGCGGCUGGGGACAGCCCCACGGGGGCGGCUGGGGUCAGCCCCAUGGGGGCGGCUGGGGACAGCCCCAUGGUGGAGGUGGCUGGGGUCAAGGUGGUGGCACCCACAGUCAGUGGGGCAAACCCAGUAAGCCGAAAACCAACAUGAAGCACAUGGCCGGAGCCGCGGCGGCGGGGGCGGUAGUGGGGGGCCUCGGCGGCUACAUGCUGGGGAGCGCCAUGAGCAGGCCCCUCAUUCAUUUUGGCAAUGACUACGAGGACCGCUACUACCGCCAAAACAUGGACCGCUACCCCAACCAAGUGUACUACAAGCCAGUGGAUCAGUACAGCAGCCAGAACAACUUCGUGCACGACUGCGUCAACAUCACGGUCAGACAGCACACGGUCACCACCACCACCAAGGGGGAAAACUUCACGGAGACCGACAUGAAGAUAAUGGAACGCGUAGUGGAGCAGAUGUGCGUCACCCAGUACCAGAGAGAGUCGGAGGCCUACUACCAAAGAGGGGCCAGCGCCUUCCUCCUCUCCCCGCCUCCCGUCAUCCUCCUCAUCUCGCUCCUCGUCCUCCUCAUCGUGGGUUGAGGAGGGCCUUCCGGCCUUCUCUGUCUUCUUCCUCUUUUACAGGUUGGGGGAGGGGGUGUCUACCUAUAGCCCUUUAGUGGUGGUGUCUCAUUCCUGCUUCUCUCUGUCACCCAUAGGCUAAUCCCCUUGGCACUGAUGGCCCCCGGAAGUGUAGAGCAGACCCAGGAUGCUAUUUAUUCGAGCCGGUGCGAUGGAGCCCCUCAUGGGCCGGUGCUGGUGCUGGGCUGGGAAUAACAAGAAAUAAUAAUCAUUGGUUGAUCUAGGGCUUUUUUUAGGGGGGGGGGGGUUCUAGUGCAGCAGAUUGAGGCUAAAACAGUUCUCAAAAACGCCAUCAAAUACCUUCGCCUAAAUACCUCCGGCUCCUUCCCCAGCUGGAGCUUGGUAGUCUAAUGCCCUAUCUUAGCAGUGAUUUCAUAGGGGACAUUUUUGUUACCCAUUUUAAGAGAACCUGACUGCAUUUCCCUGUUCCAAGAGCAUCUCUGCCAAAUUUGGAAGGAGGCCACAUGAUACUCAUUCAAAAAACAAAACCAGAGAUCCUUACUUAGCUCCUGGGCCCCGGCCCAGUGCGCCAGAGAGCGUGUGCCCUGUGUCUGCCUGCACAGAACUGGGGCAGCAUCUUGCAUCUUGCAGCGUGGGCUACACAGCAGCUAUUGUAUCAAGCAGCACCAGGCCUCGGCAGAGGAGGGUUUCACAGGGAAUGAACCUAACCAACAAUACGAAAAUACUAAAAAAACCCAACACUUGGGAAAAGCGCCCUUGGAGGCGAGCUCCCAUAUUGGACGUUUAAAGCACCCACUCAUGGCAUCCUUUCUUUCAUAACGUAAACUAUAGAGAAUUAGGGCAGUAAAAAAUUGAACCGCUUUCUGGACACUGAGGGCAAAUCUUUGUUCAUUUACUUGGGAACCAGAACAAUGAUGACAUAGAGGAAGGUGCAGCUUGAAAAUUCCGUUUUCUCCCAGAGCAUUACGUAAUGAAGAAAAUGAGUAGACAAAAGAAGUGCUUGCAUUUCUCCAUUGGUGUCUCAUACUUGUCAAAAGCCAGAAUUAUGUCAGAAACUAGAAAUUAGUUCUAGUUUCUAUAACCAGCUUUGGAAUCAAAGGAUGGAAGGCCAUCCCCCAAAAAUACCUUAGGUGGCAGAUGACAGUAAUAUCCAUUCAGAGUGGAAAAAAGGAAUUCUGUUACUGUUAUUUACGGUAAAUUAUUGUCUAGAUCAUUCAUUAUUGUCACCUAGCUGAUAAAUUACCAUCCUACAAUGUUACUGGCUUGCACUGUGCGGGUAUUUGAUGUAAAAAAAAAUUUAUUAUGUAUAUUGUGUAUGACAAACUUAGAAAUUUGGGUUAGAGAAGUUAACAUCUAUCUGAUCGAUUGCACUACCUGUUUUUGUAAGGUACUAAGUAUUUAAUACGUAGAAAACCCUUUUGCGUGGUCCUCAGGCUUACAUGUGCACUGAAUAGUUUUGUAUGAAGAUCCACGGUGGAUCUUUGAAAUAUGCAUGUACUUUAUAUUUUCUAUAUUUGUAACUUAGCAUGCACUUGUAUAAAAAAUUGUAUAAAUGUUCGAUAUCUGGCCUAGAAUUAAACAGGAGCUAAGUGAG